AUGCAGCUUAAGGUGUCAUGUCGACCCCAAAGCUCCGGCAAGACUUGUGCUUGCCACUCUGCUGUCUGUCCCAACUUUUCAGCGAUCAACGGCCAGAAAUCUCCGGGCCGGCAUCUGGCGGGCAGGGUGGGCGACUUUGAAGGCCAGCUCAACUAUUACCUGCCAAAAACUUGUAGGACCCACCCGGAGCGAGUCAGCCUUGCGACUCGUCCACUCGAUUUUCCUCUCUCAACCGCAGGCUUGCCUGGUGUGCUCCUCGAUUUCUACGAAAAGCCUGCCUUCUACGAUCCUCUCCUCCGCAGCAUCGCUUGCUGGAACCCCCACCUCGUGGACGAACCCGAGACUGAAAUCAUCCCCCCUAUAAAUUGCCCCCUUAAACAAGAUAGCGCGGGGUACGACAAAAGCACUCAUAUAGUGCCGUUUGACGAGUCGUGCUCGCACAGGGGGGACUUCAACAGACGCAAGGCGGCCGCGCUGCAGAUGAUGCGGCUGGAGGAUGUGUUUGAUCAUGGGUUUGCUCUCAAACGCACACACCUGUUCCCGGCCACGUACGACACGGGUCACAUGGUGCACGAGCUGCCAGCGGUGUUCAGCUGGGCGCACCGUCCCGCCAGCAACUUCUUCCAUUUACUCGUGGAGCUUGUUCCGCUCUUCCUCGUCGCCGCGCCCCUCAUGCCCUCCACGCUGCGACACCAGCCCGUGCUCGUCAGGCGUCACCAGCCUAUCUAUCAAGAAUGCCACACUCCCAGCCCGUCUCUCUGGCAAAUGAUGCGGCGCCGCCAUCUGUUGCACCCGUCCGGCAUCCCUCUCUUCAACCUUGACUGGACUUACCACAGCCACCGCCCUCUCUCCCUUGCUGAAGCGCGCUCCUUCCCCUCCGACUGGGUGGUCGUGCUGGCAAAGCGGCUGAAAGGGAAGAAACGGGCGGUGGUGAAUUUUGAAGAGGUGGAGGAGGAGGUGGUGCGGCCGUUUGGGAGCAAGAGAGUGGUGCUGCACACUGGGUCGAUGCCGAUUCUGGAAGGUGGGUUUUACUAA
Messenger RNA from Closterium sp. NIES-65, 1035 nucleotides. NCBI's taxonomy places the organism in Eukaryota, Viridiplantae, Streptophyta, Zygnematophyceae, Desmidiales, Closteriaceae. The record is from the annotation of a GenBank genome assembly.